CGUGGAUCAACACAUUCCAAUUUCAUUGCCUAUAUAUACUUUGUUCACAUUUCUUGUUUUCCUUAAGAGAACACGAAUAUACACGAGCUAAUCCUCACUGCUAAUAUAGUCCAUCUUCAAAAUCUGAAAACCUCUGCUAGUAUUUGUGUUCUGGUCUGUUCUUACUCAAUGGCACUGGCCAAGGACCCUAUGCCUAAUGGUUCAACUUUGAACUCAGUUCAAGCCAAAGCAUUUUAUGGAAAUAAUUUUGGAGGAUCAUCAUUUCAUGCUUCCAUGGAUCCUUCCGGCGAACUUCAUGGAAUGGAUGAGCCCCAAAAAACCGCGUUUCGAGAAAAUGAAAAAGCUGGUGUUUUUGCGAAGAAUUUCACCAUGAGUAAUUCUUCUUCGGUAUCCAGUCCGAGCAGCUCGAAUUCUAAUGGAUUAGGGUACAAAGUGACACCAUAUCUGCCUGAAGAAGCUCGUUCUGUGAUUAGCUUCGAACCUGAGUAUGGUAAUUUUAUGCAAACAGGUGGAUCAUUGCUUAUUUUUGAGCAAAGUAAAGAGUUGAAAAUGAUUAAUCAGCAAGAUGAUUAUUCAGUCUGGGAAGACAAUUUGCACCAUAAUUAUCAGAAUCAGCUGAAUCCCAAGUGCAGCAGCACCGCUCACAGCCUAUUGGAAACACUUGGCGCCUACGGCUCCCCGGGAAUUGGAGGGCAAUUUGGGUGGCUAAAUCCUGAGCCAAAUACACAUACUAAUGGCAUUCAAGAGAAUGCUAGACAAGAAACAGGCUCUAGUAAACGCCAAAUUACGGGAGAGAAUACGCAGGCUCAUAAGAAGCAAUGCAGUGUUGGUUCAAAGAAUAAACCCAAACCAAACUCAACACCUGCGAAGGAUCCACAAAGUAUUGCAGCAAAGAAUCGAAGAGAGCGGAUCAGUGAGCGGCUUAAGACACUCCAAGAUCUUGUCCCCAAUGGCUCCAAGGUUGAUUUGGUAACUAUGCUGGAAAAAGCAAUCAGUUAUGUCAAGUUUCUCCAAUUGCAAGUGAAGGUACUGGCAACUGAUGACUUUUGGCCAGCGCAAGGGGGAAAAGCUCCUGAGCUCUCUCAGGUUAAAGAAGCCAUUGAUGCCAUACUCGCGUCUCAAGUAGACAGGAAUUCAAGCUCAAAAUGAUGCAUAAAUCCCUCAAGAAGAAGAAGACAACAUUUCACAUAGAAAUAUUAAGAAAAUAAAUAUGCACAAUAAUCAAGUUCCAAAAUCAAGAACAUGCUGAUAGGAGUCGAAUGCAUCCCUAUAUUUUGGAAGUUGUUCUGUUAAUUUUCUUGAUUCUUCUUGUUAUCAUUAACUUGUAACUGAAUCUUGAGUCUGAUUAUAAGCGAAAUCUGGACUCGAUAAGCUAGCCAGUCAUAGUUUCAUUUAAAAUUUAAAAAUCGAUCCUUUUGUUUUUUA
Molecule: messenger RNA, 1425 nt
Organism: Olea europaea var. sylvestris
Lineage: Eukaryota; Viridiplantae; Streptophyta; Magnoliopsida; Lamiales; Oleaceae
Product: putative transcription factor bHLH086
Exons: 5
Coding region: 169-1149 (326 amino acids)
Biological process (GO): regulation of transcription by RNA polymerase II
Cellular component (GO): nucleus
Molecular function (GO): RNA polymerase II cis-regulatory region sequence-specific DNA binding; DNA-binding transcription factor activity, RNA polymerase II-specific; protein dimerization activity
Source: RefSeq, a predicted model, not a curated record